UUUUUUGGGUCGCAAAACAACAAUCGAGAGCGCGGCGAGAGAAAGCGCGAUUUGUUGAGUGUAUAUUGCAUUUGAAUAAUAUAGGUAGACAUUAUUUCUCAUAUACCUGUGCAGUUUGGCAUAUAUAUUGGUCAUCUAAGUUUAGUAAAAGAUGCCUGGAUUCAAAGGUGUUCGGGUAUCCAAAUUCCGGCAUGUCUUCGGCUCACCAUUCCAGAAGGAGAAAUGUUACGAGGGGUUGAGAAUAACUGACAACUCACAUGACAGCAACUUCUGCGCCGUCAACCCAAAGUUCCUGGCUAUUGUCUUACAAGCCGCUGGUGGUGGCGCUUUCACUGUCGUCCCUCUCAAAAAGACUGGUCGUAUUGAAUCAUCUUAUCCGAAGAUCGUUGGUCACUCCAGCACUGUACUGGACAUUAAAUGGAGUCCCUUUGAUGACCAUUUGAUAGCAUCAUGUUCUGAUGAUGGCCUGAUUAAAUUUUGGCAAAUUCCAGAGGGCGGUCUUCUAACAAAUCGAAGUGAAGCGGAUGCGACAUUGCAUGGUCACACAAGGAAAGUAACGUUUCUCAACUGGCAUCCGGCAGCUAUGAACAUCAUUGCUAGCAUUGGUUAUGACUUGAAGAUUAUCGUUUGGAAUGUUGACAACGCUGAGCAGGUCUCUGUUAUUGGUUGUCAUAGCAACAUCAUCUACUCCUUGGGUUGGUCGUGGAAUGGCAGCACCAUGGUAACCACAUGCAAAGACAAAAAAUUACGAAUCGUUGAACCAAGAACGGGUACAGUGUUAAAGUCCUCUCAGGAAAAUAAAGGACAUUAUGGAGUAAAACCUUUCAAAGCUAUAUUUGCUGGCCAAUCAGAUCUCAUAUUGACUGCAGGAUUUAUCGCACAUGGAAACCGACGCAUUAAUUUAUGGAGUAAAGAAAACCUAGAUUCUCCGCUGAUGUCAAUAGAAGUGGAUUCAGGUAGCAGUAGCAUCUUUCCAUUCUUUGAUUAUGACAGCAAUAUUCUGUUCUUAGCUGGAAAGGGUGAUGGCAAUAUACGUUACUACGAGGUAACUGAUGAAAAGCCUUAUUUGCAUUACCUAUCGCAACACAUGGCACACGUUCCUCAGCGUGGUAUUGGCAUGAUGCCAAAACGUGGCCUUGACACUUCUCGUAAUGAGAUCAUGCGUUUUUACAGAGUCUGCACUAUAAAGAACAUGAUAGAACCGGUUUCGAUGAUUGUACCACGUCGGUCUGAUUAUUUCCAGCCUGACAUAUACCCUGACACACCUGGUAAAGAUCCAGCUUUGACAUCUGAUGAGUGGGUCAGCGGGAUAGACAGAGAUCCUAUUUUAAUGUCUUUUGGUGGCUGCAGUAGGCCCAACAUGCUUAUUAUCGAAGAUGGAGAGGUUAAAACUUCAAAGGAAGCAGCACCAACACAGAAACUUGCUCAGGUACCAAAGAAAAUGCCUUACAGUGGAGGGGAUGUUACAAAACCAGCGGAACAAUCAAAACCAACCAGUGAAAGAACUUUUAGAGCUUCUCCAAGACAAAGUCCAAGAGCAGGAUCACCGAUUUCACUGCCAGAGGCCAAUGGAAAGGAUUCCAACGGAAAGGAAUCUAAUGGUAAUGUAAGUAAGGAGGAUGUUUUAUUGUCACCCAGAGAAGUCAAGAAGAAAAUGUUGACAGACAGGUUUUUGGCAUCUGUAGAAGAGAGGAAAGUUUCAUCAAAAACUGAAGUAAUGUCUGACUUGGCAGGAAUACCAAAAAAACAUGAAUGGAGAAGUGAAGAGAGUCUUCCAAGGAGUCCCAGCUCAGAGGGUGAUAAAUUUGAGCUUCAGAGACUAAAAUCUCCAGUUGAACCUGAUUCAGAAGAUAAACUGAAGAGAACAACCAGUGUUGACGGCAGACCCCAGGAAUCGCCACAACAUAGAAAAAAAGAAACCAGCGAUACAGAGGCUGAUGGCAAUGUGACACCAGCAGGAGCUGGAGAGACUUCUAACAAUGGAGAAUCAACCCAGAGUAGAAUUGAUGCAUGGAGAAACAAAAUUGUUGAUCCAAGCUCUCCGCAAACCUCACCUAAACUUAAUGGUAGAGUUCAGCGGCAAACUUCAGCAUCAUUCAAUUCAGCCCUGUCCAUGAACGAAAUCCCCACGGCAGAGAUCCGUCCACGCAUAACUAGUCAAGAAAAAGCGAUACCAAAACAAGAAAGCGCAGGCUCACCAAAAGGCGAGAGGCUUCUCGGUAGAGUUGGAACGGCCAGGGCGCGUUAUGCUGAGGAAGUUGACAAGAGGAACAAGCAACAGCAAGAUUUUAAUAGGAUACGCAAGCAACGAUCUCAUUCCCAGGAUGUAGAGGGUAAAGAAUGGGAGAAAGCCACUCAGAAGCCAAGUGAAAAGCAAUCCAUUUCUAGAUCCCAAAGCCUUAGGGAGGAAUCCGAGCUCAAGACCUCAUCAGAAUUUGGAGUCGAACAGCUUCGGAAGGCCUACCUAAGGCAGAUGGAUGAAAUCAAGCAACUAAAGACACAGAUCUUACUGAAAGACCAGAGGAUCAAACAACUUGAAAAAGAGCUUGACAAUUCCAGCAACUAGUACCGCAAAAAAACAAACAAACAAAACACAUGAACACAAGUUACCAACAUCAUUGAUUUUGUUCAAGGUUUUAUGGUGUUACAAUGGAAUGAGAUGGUAUAGGUGCUAACAACAAAUUUGUUGUCACACUACUAGGUGAUUAAGCCAAAUGUUGAAAUAAAAAUUUGGUGUAAUUCAAUUUUAUAAAAUGAUCACAAUACAAAUAUUUCAUUUUGAUCCAACAAAUUCAUACAAAAGCAUGUAGAACAGAUUUUUUCUAGCUGUCAGAAACACACUAAUUAACUUUUUGGUGUUAAACACACCAAAGGAUAAUCUGCAAAAGUCUGAAGACUUAUUUUCGGUAGAUCAUUCAUUCUGGAGUAGUGAUUUGGAGGGACGGAUCCAGAAUUUUUCAAACGAGGCACAAAAUUUUCAGGAUAAGUUAGUGGCGCUUAUUUCAUUGUGUACAUAAUAUUGAUAUGCAUUGAAAUUUAAAAUUGAAUGGCAAGACUAGCUUCCCCCCCCCCCUUCCCCUCCCACUGGAUCUGCACCUGAAUUGGCAAGUACACUGGGAGUCAAUCCCCUACUUCUUUUCUGCAACGUUUACUGCAUAAUUUAUCCUUCACAUGGGCCACAUUGCACAUGGGACCAGCAUCAUAAACGUCUUAUUCCAGAAAAUUAUGUGCUAUUCAAAACUUGUAAUUCAGCCCUCGAGAUAAACGAUCUACACAGUUCAGCAUACACACACAAUGGCUACCACUAGUUUAGCCAAGAAGCUCAUAAAAGUACAUUAAUGGUUUAAUUUCUUAAAAUGCAGUAUUCACUAGGUUGGCAUGAUUUUACUCAUACCUUCUUUCUAAGCAACAAGAAAAUGCAUCAAUCCUUUGAAAAGAAAUUGUGAAUGCAUAUUGAUGUAUGGUUGGCAUGUCAUGUGAAUUUCACUUAUUGUGCACCAUGCCAAAUUUAAGUGGUGUCCCAAACUUUAUUUCUGGUUAAUGGAUUUGGUGUCUCCAAAUUCUGAAUUAACUCACUUGUUGGUAGUGCUGCCCAAAAAUGGGAAAUUAAAAAAAAUUGAACACUUGAGGCAAUCUAACAAUUGGGCCUCUGUCUACUACUGCAGGUUGUUUAUAUAACUUGGUCCAGACAUCUAUGUCCUCUGCUGAAAUUUGCAUCGAAUUUAAGCGUUCACUGAAAUUCAUAUCAAAUUGUAGAAUAAUUUACAUUUAUAUUGUUAAUAAUAGAUUAUAUGUUAGUCUCAAAAUGUUGUUAUUGGUCAAGUAGAUCAUAAUACAAUAAUAUGAUAUGUUGAAUCUCAGGAGAGAGGUGUGGUCACUGAACAUUAACUGUUCAUAUUCUUUAGCUAUAAUUGUUUAUCUACAGUGUACUACUUUUUUAUGUCAUUGUUAUAUUUUUUAAUUAUAUCAUGUAUUUGAUACAGUUUUCUUGUCUAUAUUUUGAUACUAAAAUGCAGUAAAACUAUUUUUAAUUCUAACUAUUGAUUAUUUUUAUCAGUCAUUUUUUUUUAUAUAUAAUUUUUGUUCAACUGGUAUUUUGAUAAUAUUUGCUGCCCUCUACAUUCUAAUUUAUUUAAACUAUAAAACCUAUAAUUAUGGACCAUAUUCUUGAAAGUGAACUAAGUUAUUCCUGGUUUAAAUCUUUUUGAUGGGCCUUUUGUUUAGGCCUGAAAUAAAUCAUAAAAUUAUCUAUUUAGUUUAAAAUAUAAAUAAAGUGAUACAUAUGAUUAAGAAUAUUAUAUACUUAGUUGUUUUUAUUUUUUUGCACAGUACAAAAUUCAUCGCACUUGCAGUAACCGUCUUUGUUAGUCCACUGUUAAACCAGGGGUCUCGGCAGACUAAAAUUCAACUGAUUUAGUCCUCGACUGUUUUUAGAUAGUCCUGGUGUAAAUCCAGAUUUUGUCCAGGUCUAAAGUUAGUCCACUUUCAAAAAUAUGGACCUAUAAUUUUACUGGUCUUUCAUGUAUAAUUUACUUAUAUCACAGAAUAUAGAGUGUAAUGUUACCUUUGGUUUUUAUUAUUUUCUUUGCACAAAGUAUGAAUUAUAUAUUUUAAGAAUGAACAAUUUAUUCAUGUCAUUUGAUAAAAUUGUAAUAAUUCCUUAAUUAAGUAUGUUUUUUUUUUUUCAAGGUGAUUUUCUACCAGGUGUGGUAUUGUAUGUGUAGUUGUUCCUUGAUGUAAUACAUAUUAUAUUUAUAUGUAAAAUAUUUGUAAUAAUAAACACUAGCUUUACUCUUAAUUUAUUUCACUUGCUAUAAAUACAUUAUAUUUAUAUUCUAAUAAAUUUAUUUAUAGAAACUGUCAGUGUAUGAAUCUAUCAGGAUAUAUAUCUUAGCAUGUAUAUGAACCAGUAUAUUAUAUAUAUUCAUUAAUGAGAUAAAUAUAGAUAUGAAUUUAUAUUGCUUUGUUAUGUCUAGCAAUUUGUAUAUUUACAAUACCUAAAGAUUUAUGUAUAAAAAUAAUCCCAAAGAAUCGAACGUUCAGUUUCAUUUUGCCUAGUAUCACAUGGAAAAUGAUUAAAGAUGGAAAGAUACCGUAAAACCUUGGAUGGGUUUGUUUUUGAGAUGGCCUGUUUUCGACGUGAACUUCUUCAAGAUUAC
Anneissia japonica is the source of this 5159-nucleotide messenger RNA. Its product is annotated as coronin-2B-like. The transcript has 11 exons. Gene Ontology annotation, molecular function: actin filament binding. NCBI's taxonomy places the organism in Eukaryota, Metazoa, Echinodermata, Crinoidea, Comatulida, Comatulidae. The coding region runs from base 152 to 2566 and encodes 804 amino acids. The record is from RefSeq and is a predicted model, not a curated record. Gene Ontology annotation, biological process: actin filament organization.